Wasmannia auropunctata (little fire ant) is the source of this 925-nucleotide messenger RNA. RefSeq lists its product as uncharacterized. NCBI's taxonomy places the organism in Eukaryota, Metazoa, Arthropoda, Insecta, Hymenoptera, Formicidae. The coding region runs from base 4 to 732 and encodes 242 amino acids. The transcript has 4 exons. The record is from RefSeq and is a predicted model, not a curated record.
ACGAUGACGAGAGCGGUGCUCGUGAUUUUAAUACUCCUUUCGGUCUCCAGCGUGAGCCGCGUCGAUUCCCUGUUGCAGGAGAACCUGGGAAAUUUCUUUGGGACCUACGGCGCAAACGUUAGACAAGUGAAAAUACCCGAUUUGCUGAAUCAGGUGUGCAAUCGAUCGCAGGGCAACACUACGCGACGCGACGCUUGUUACGGUUGCUUCUAUCGCGCCAGCGUCUUACCGCAGGGUUUCCCCAUGCUAGUGAACAUAUCCGGAUGCGCCGACACUUAUCUCAACAACACCGCCUACGGUCAUUGUCAGGCCUAUUUGCGAAAUACGACCAGGGUGCCCUAUGGACGAAGUGCUAGGUUGAUAUACUGCUCGUUCCUAGAAUGCAUCCGUCAAGUCAAUACGAACAGUUUGGUAAGAUUGAACUCUGAACCAACAGCUAUUAGACGGGUUAUUCGAUACGCUAUUCUUCGAUUUAAGAAAAUGCCUGUUGUAUAUAUCCAGAUAGGUAUUAUAGACGUCAGAUCAGGACGGUUGCGAAGAAUGGCACGGCAAAUUGAGCAGCGGAGUUCUUUUAAAUUCUUGAAAGGUCCAGCACUGAGGGGCGUCUGCAUAAUUAAAGGGGCUAAUGUAUCUACAACGACUACGACUACAACGACUACAACUGCAACUACGAUUGCAACUGUCCGUCCAUCUAUUGAUCCGCGCGAUCCUAUCCAGCCUCCCCAGGGCUAAUCUCUCCACAUUUUCGAGGCCCCACACAAUUUUCUUCCUCGUUAAAGAAAUGCACCGACGAUAUCUCUCCACGCGCGAGAUAACGAUCGCUCGGGGCACGUCUCGCGAUUGAGAUUCUCCGAAUUCUGUAAUCACCUGUAUUAUACUAUAUUGUACAGUUUCUCUCUCUCUCUCUCUCUCUCUCUCUCUCUCU